CAACUUCUUCGGAAAGACGCUAGGGUGUCCUACUAGCUUACAGUUACAUUUACAAACAAUUUUGCAGUGGGUCGCCCGAGACGUCUUUAUUUAUUUUUACAGAAUUUGCUGUGCUUUCUGUGCACAGCUUUAGUUACUAAGCAGGAUGGUUGUGCUAACCAACGACAAUAACAACACCGAUGAACGGGACUUAAUCCUUAUCGAUGAACCGCCAAGAUCUCUGCCUAACUCUCCAGCCAAGCGUGUCUCACCGGCCAAGAAAAAGCAAUUCUUCAUCAACCAAGCAAUCCGCAACUCAGACCUCAUCCCUAGAGCAAAGGGCAAGAAGAGCCUUAGAAGACAAGAGAACACUCGCUACCUGGCUAAUCUCCUGGAGAGAGAUGAAUGUGUCAAAGAGGAGGGCGAAGUCUGUGACUCUGCCAUCCCCACCAUAUUCACUGAAGCCUGCACCAAUGGGAACUAUGCCGAGACCUGGAGUGAUUUCAUGAAUCGCUCCGGUGAGGAACAGGAGAAACUGUUAGCUCUGCUGGAGGAGGAGGCCAAGAGGACCUGCGCCAACCAACCGCUCAAGGACCAGAGGGAGAUCAACCCUGCCUUCAGUGCUCAGGACUGCUUCCAGAAGAUCGACCGCAGGUUGCGUGUCUGUCUGAAGCGGAAAAAUAUCCCAAUUGGCACCCUGGAGGUCAUUGAGGAAGAUCUCCUGCGUUUUUUCAGGGCUCAGCCCCAUUCUGUUUACAUCACUAAUCUUCAGAGCAGCUAUGAAAGGUUGUUGCUUCAUGCCGUCUGCCAGUACAUGGACCUCAUCUCCCAGAGUUCUGACUGUAAUGGGGCACGCCAGACCGAGGUGAAGAACAACCAAGAGGAGUUCCUGCCACCCCAACCCCUUCUGUCCACUUACCUGGGCCAGAUGAGCUGAGAGAUGGACAGGACAGAAGAUGAGAGCGAGAUCGAGGAAAGGAUGCAUGGGCAGGAGGAGUCACUGCCACCCCAUUAGCCAGUAGUAACACUGAGGAAGCAGCUUUAUUAUGUGAUUUGGCUUGUAAGUAGGAUUCUGUCAAUACUGAAAUUCUGUAUUGAUGGAUGCUGUAUUGAUAGGUUUAGCUAUGUAUUUCACAAUAUUUCCCUUUGGACACAUACACUCACGAUGGCGCACAUUGUCAAUAGGUCAGUAGAUUAGGGAACAUGUCUCUGGUGGCUGGUUCCUAAAGAGGCGGCUUUAAAACAACAGAAAAAGUAAAGGUCAAAGGGGGGACAUCAUUAUUAGCUUGGUUUCAUAUCACAGGACUGCAUGUCUGUCUUACAAAAUGACCAUAAUGUCCCACACAGACCCAAUUAUCUUCUAGAACAAAUGAUUUGAUUAAUCAUUUUACAUGACCAUCUCUUUCUGAGAGUGCCCCUUCAGUGGAUAGUGCAUGUAUAGAAAAAAAGUCGUGGUUGGGGCUCACAUCUCCCACUCGCUUCCUGUCUCUCCACUGUCCUAUUGAUAUAAAGGCAAAAGUCCAAAAAAUAUACCUAAAAAAGAAAAACAGUCCUGAAGGUGCAACACGUCAGAUAUCAUCCUCCAACAAUACAUACUAGCACAACAAACUUAGCAUGAUGUCUCACUGGCAUUAUAGAUAGGAAGCACUUAUCAAAAGACACAAGAUAUGAAUAGCACAAAUGUUUGCAUGAGCAGAGGGGCCCAAUGAUAUAAUAAUGUGACAUUAAUGCACAGCAUUAUAUAUGAACUGCCAGUAAAGUAAUAUUGUAGGUGUGCAAAAACAAUACUUUGCAUCAUUCACACAGUGCCAGUAUGCAAAACCUAUAUCGACACUGUUAUGUUUUUUAGGGCCCAUCGAUGAUGGAAAACCUACAGAACUUAUUGAAGCCAGUUAUAAGUCGAUGCAAUGAAAAUUAGCUGAUAAUUGCAACAUUGUAUUCAUAAUAAGUUUGUUUAGCCCUCCUGAUGACACACACAUCUUUUUCAUCUAAAGAAACCCGACAUCACUGAUCAAUUCAGCCAAUGUUACUUAAUGCUUUAAAAGGGCCUAGUGCUCAAUGCUUACUGAUGAUGUGUGUUUGAUUAUUUUACUUUAAUUCAUUCAUUUGAGGAUGCCAACAGGACAUUGUCAUGUUGGUGCCGUCGGUUUCUAUCCAGCUGUUACUGAUGUUGAGUUGUAGUAUUCAGUGGACAGCAUUCUUUCGCACUCUUGGAAUUAUUUCCAAAAGCCUAGAAAUGAAUGCAAAUGAGUUUUCUUGCAAGCUUUUUGGUGCAUUUGAAUUCAAAUGCACAAAUUGGAGGCCUUGGACUUAAGUUGAAGAGCUCAAGCCCCCGCCAUCCCAACCACCCCCCGGCUACAACAAAACAAAUGUCCGUAGCUCAUUUUUUCCAAAAAUCACUACACUUCUAAUAUCACAUAGAACAAAUAUUUAUGUCUGUUUUACCAGCACUGUGCUCAUCUGUUUCUGCUCAGCUUGGAGAAAUCUUAGAGUACGGAGAUGUUUGUUCUCAUCUUCUGUCCACUUUGUAAAUCAUCUCAAAUGACCCUUUCUCUCAUAAAAGUUUCUUAGCUCAGGGUUUUGUUCAUUUAAUGUACUUACUCUAUUACUCUUUCCAAGUGAAGUGUAGUUCUGCAUUCAGUCCAAUUCAGUGGCUUCCAUGUCGACAUUUAUCUGACCUUAAUGGUCCGUGAUUGGGUUAUUGUGUCUCUUAAAUUCUUUAUAUAAACCUCAACACAGCACCACUGCCAUUACCAAGAGGCCUCCCACAUAUCUGAUGCACCUUUUUUGUAUAGGCCUACUAUACACACUUCAAAACAUGGUACAUGACACAACUGAUGACUGGUGAGGUACUGUGAGGGCAGUGUAUAAACACCUUGAUGGUACCUCAUUUUCUUAUUUCCCUCAUGAACACAGAUAGGUUUUAAUUCGGUUGUCAUUUCAUUCUAACUCGAUGGGCCAGUGUGCAAACCAGUUGUAUCUGAUUCUGCUACUCACUCCAUAUUAGAAUGUAUACCAUAGAUAGAAUCUUACCCAUCAGGUUAACAACAGCUCUGAGGGAAGUUGUCAUUAUCUCUUGGUACUUGAAAUCCCAUGGACUAAACCCUCCUUUGAGCUGUAAGGUGCUGUGUUAUUUGUAGAGAGACAAGCACCUCUGCCUUGGGUGCAUACGCCAAAGUGGUUGUGUUUUUCGUUCUAUGUGACACGUUUGUACAUGCAGAUACGUGUGUGUGUUUAUACAUUUAUACACUUAAAGCCUUUACAACCAGAGUCAGUGGUUCAGUCAACCAGGGUCAUUUAAUGUCAGAGAAUAUGUUUUUUUUUCCUUUGUCUUUUAUGUCCACUGGUAUCAUUAACCAAAGUCUGCAGAGUCUGUGAUCUUAGUGUCUCAGGCAUCAAUUUACCCUCAUGAAUGUUAUCUGUGGUGUGAUAUCUGUUUUUUUAAAAGUGCAUUUAUGGAUGGGCUGACACAUUAUAUUAUGAACUUAAAAAAUACCCCAAUAUGUAGCCCUUCUAUUCACAGGAAGUUGUGAUUUAGCAAAUAGUAAUAACUUUUUACUAGACAUAUGUUUAUACAUUGCAUCCUCCUUUUUAAAAUCACAUCUGUACACAACAUGUGCCAAUAGAAGAUGAAUAGUCACACUUUGUAUGAUUAUAAGCUUUAAGUUGUCUGUAUAGUUGUUUAAUAUAUGAUAUGCUUAUUUGUAUGUGUGUGACAUUGGUGUGUAUUUAUAUUGUGCAAGGAUAAUGGGUGUGGGUUUAAUUUAAAAUGCUUGAAUUUUAAGCAAUCACAACAUUAAAAUGAAACUCUUGACAGGAUGAAAGCCAUGUACUCAUCAAUACCCUCAUUAAAAUCUAAAAUCAGUUGAAA
Messenger RNA from Alosa sapidissima (American shad), 3850 nucleotides. It is a transcript of the gene r3hdm4, whose product is annotated as R3H domain containing 4. The coding region runs from base 146 to 916 and encodes 256 amino acids. Lineage: Eukaryota; Metazoa; Chordata; Actinopteri; Clupeiformes; Clupeidae. Gene Ontology annotation, molecular function: nucleic acid binding. The transcript has 8 exons. The record is from RefSeq and is a predicted model, not a curated record.